UUUAGGUUAUGUUCUUUUUGUCAUUUCUGCCAGAGACAACUGCAGUCUGCUGAAAUCCUAUUAUUCCACCUCAAUUUUGAUCGCGAAUUAGUUACCAUUAUGUGAAGCUUUGUCGUCCUGUAAUUUGAUACUCCAUUUAUCUCAGGACUGUUCAAAUUAGUGCUCUCAACUGUGUUCUUGACCCGGAGACUCUUCAAUCACAAUGGUACGAGAAAGUCCUAUCGAACUAAGGGAAACCUGGCAUUGGGAUUUCUUCAUUCCUCGGAGCUACUAUUACUAUGAUACUCCUGAUGGCCAAGAUUUAGUGAAGAAAUUGUGGUUCUUGACAACCACUUUUGGAAAAGCCGGAGUUGUUCACGGUGCUUUGAUGUGUUUUGACCCCCUCAAUCCAGUGAAAGGCCCUGCUCGGCAUGCUUUAAGAAUUCUCGAAUUCACAAAACCUUGGAUGGCUAUUCCUUGUACUUUUGCCAUUACUACCCACUUUCUGGUUAAAUUUCGAGAAAAAGAUGAUAUACUCAAUUACUCAAUUGCUGGAGCUCUUAGCGGCACCUACAUGGGGUUUUGGUACAAGUGUACUGGUACCGGGCUAAAUUGGGGAUUUCUCCUUUUUCUUGUUGCUACUGCCUUUAAGUAUAAUGUGAGUCAAGGUUAUUCCCAUCUUGGAGGUUAUGUACCAAUUAACUACAGAGUUCAAACGAUGACUUCUCUGAAAGAGAUGGAUUACUCUGUGAUUCCUGAAUACCCACGCAAUUGGUACAAAGCGGAGGAAGUGGCUGAAAAGAAAAUCGAACUGCCUAAAGGCAAACCAGUUUUCGAUACAUGGCACACACACUAAUUCAGGAACAUCCUGUCUGUCUCUCAAAUUUUAUCCAAGGUAUGUUCUAUUCCGUACUACUUAUCGGAUUGAAUUGUUAGUCAGGGUCUGAUUUGUAGAGCCAGUAGUAUUUUAUAAUUUUAAUCAGCAAACAGAAACAAAAGAAAAUGUUUGAUUAGAUAUUGUCUCAUGCCAUGCUGAAAAUUGAAUGAAAUAAUUUGAGCGUUGAACUAAAGAUUACAUGUGUAAUGUCGAUUUUGUGCUCUGAUGAAUAAAUAUUGAUUGUUAUUUAAAA
Molecule: messenger RNA, 1109 nt
Organism: Bemisia tabaci
Lineage: Eukaryota; Metazoa; Arthropoda; Insecta; Hemiptera; Aleyrodidae
Gene: ND-B14.7
Product: NADH dehydrogenase (ubiquinone) B14.7 subunit
Biological process (GO): mitochondrial electron transport, NADH to ubiquinone
Cellular component (GO): respiratory chain complex I; mitochondrial inner membrane
Source: RefSeq, a predicted model, not a curated record